Molecule: messenger RNA, 321 nt
Organism: Eremothecium cymbalariae DBVPG#7215
Lineage: Eukaryota; Fungi; Ascomycota; Saccharomycetes; Saccharomycetales; Saccharomycetaceae
Gene: CMC2
Product: Cmc2p
Exons: 2
Coding region: 1-321 (106 amino acids)
Cellular component (GO): mitochondrion
Source: RefSeq, a predicted model, not a curated record
AUGCAUCCACAGUUACAGGCUCAAAGAUUUCAUUCAUGUUUAGAUUUGAUUCAAGCUUUGGACAAGUGCCAUCAAGCAGAAUUUUACAAGAAGGCGUUUGGAUACUGUAAUAACGAGAAGGAAGAGCUUUCUAAAUGUUUACACGAGGCCAGAUUAGCAGACCAAAAGGAUAAUAUUUUGAAAAAUAAAGAGAAAAGAAAGAUGAUCGAUCAGAAAUGGAAACAGAUCGAGGAAGAAGAGUUUGGGGAGGAUGCUAUCUUGAAGAAGAUUAUUCAAAGGCAUGCUGCAAAGCAGAAUCCCAAAAGCUCGAGUACCGAUUAG